UCUCUCUCUCUCUCUCUCUCUCUCUCUCUCUCUCUCAAAUUCUUCUUGCGGCAUAUAUACACAAAUUUUCAGGUUCAGGGAAAGCAAGAAUUGAAGGAUUGAGGCGAGAUGAAUUAAGAAGAAGAUACAAUAAAGGAAAAGAAAAAACAGAAAUGGAUUGUUCAUCAUGUUACCAUAAUUCUCAUAUCUUGUGUGUCGUGCUUGUGUUGUCGUUAAGCGUUGGGAAUAUUGCAGGUUUCAACCUGUCUACCAUAUCCUUCGAUGAGGGUUAUGCCCCUCUCUUCGGCGAUGGAAAUCUUGUUCGUUCUCCAAAUGGCAGAAGCGUCCGUCUACUCCUCGACCGCUUCACCGGUUCGGGUUUUAUUUCGUCAAAAAUGUACAAGUAUGGAUUCUUCAGCGCCAACAUCAAAUUGCCCGCAGAUUAUACCGCCGGGAUAUGUGUUGCCUUCUAUACAUCCAACGCGGAUGUAUUUGAGAAGAGACACGAUGAAUUAGACUUCGAGUUCUUGGGAAACAUAGAGGGGAAGCCAUGGAGGUUCCAGACAAACUUGUAUGGAAAUGGUAGCACUAGCCGUGGCAGAGAAGAGAGAUAUCAAUUAUGGUUCGAUCCCUCCAAGGAGUUCCAUAGGUACAGCAUUCUCUGGACCAAGAAGAAUAUCAUAUUUUACAUUGACAAUGUUCCAGUUCGAGAGGUGGUGCGCAAUGAUGCAAUGGGCAGCGAAUACCCAUCAAAGCCAAUGUCCUUAUACGCCACAAUAUGGGAUGCCUCAAAUUGGGCAACCUCAGGAGGCAAGUACAAGGUUAAUUACAAGUAUUCACCAUUUGUGUCCGAAUAUAAAGAUCUAGUCUUAGAGGGCUGCCCUAUCGACCCCAUCCAGCAAAUUCCCAUGGCCUCCACUUGCUCCGAAAGCAAUGCCCGCCUAGACACAGCGGAUUAUACCAUCAUCACUCGCAAGCAACGUCUCGCUAUGCGUAGGUUUCGCCAACGUUUCAUGUAUUAUUCAUAUUGCUAUGAUACGUUGAGGUAUCCCGUACCACCGCCGGAAUGCGUUAUUGAUCCAGUUGAGAAGGAGCGAUUUAAAGAUACCGGAAGGUUAAAGUUUGGCGGUAGCCAUCAAAGCCAUAAACGUCGAUCAAGGCGGCGGAGCAAAACUCGUGUUGUUUCUAAUAAUGAUGAUCAUAUUAUGUGAUACCAUUUUCAUAUUAUGUUAAUUAUAUAUUUGUUUAUAAAUAUAAUAAUAUGAUUUGGUGAUGUAAUUUAAGAUCAUUUUAAAAUUAUGAUUUAAACUUAUUUUUGAAA
This is a messenger RNA of Hevea brasiliensis (rubber tree), 1300 nucleotides long. Its product is annotated as probable xyloglucan endotransglucosylase/hydrolase protein 30. The transcript has 4 exons. The record is from RefSeq and is a predicted model, not a curated record. NCBI's taxonomy places the organism in Eukaryota, Viridiplantae, Streptophyta, Magnoliopsida, Malpighiales, Euphorbiaceae. Gene Ontology annotation, cellular component: cell wall; apoplast. The coding region runs from base 153 to 1190 and encodes 345 amino acids. Gene Ontology annotation, molecular function: xyloglucan:xyloglucosyl transferase activity; hydrolase activity, hydrolyzing O-glycosyl compounds. Gene Ontology annotation, biological process: cell wall biogenesis; xyloglucan metabolic process.